Acomys russatus (golden spiny mouse) is the source of this 788-nucleotide messenger RNA. It is a transcript of the gene Snrnp25, whose product is annotated as small nuclear ribonucleoprotein U11/U12 subunit 25. Bases 166 to 537 code for a protein of 123 amino acids. Lineage: Eukaryota; Metazoa; Chordata; Mammalia; Rodentia; Muridae. The transcript has 5 exons. The record is from RefSeq and is a predicted model, not a curated record. Gene Ontology annotation, cellular component: U12-type spliceosomal complex. Gene Ontology annotation, biological process: mRNA splicing, via spliceosome.
AGAGCGGGUUGGAGGAGCGCCGGAAAACUAGGAUUCCGCCAGAAACUGGCCGCUCUGGAGGACUCGGAGGCUGCCUGUGGGCCGGAGGUACCUGAGGACGAUGAAGAUGAUGAGGAGGCAUUGCCGCAUUCUGAGGCUGUGGACGUGUUCCAAGAAGGGCUCGCCAUGGUAGUGCAAGACCCCCUGCUCUGCGACCUUCCAAUCCAGGUUACUUUAGAGGAGAUCAACUCCCAGAUCGCGCUGGAGUAUGGCCAAGCGAUGACUGUGCGGGUGUGCAAGAUGGACGGAGAGGUGAUGCCUGUGGUCGUGGUACAGAACGCUACGGUCCUGGACCUGAAGAAAGCUAUCCAGAGAUACGUGCAGCUCAGACAGGAGCGGGAAGGCGGCGUUCAGCACAUCAGCUGGUCCUACGUGUGGCGGACGUACUAUCUGACCUCAGCUGGAGAGAAGCUCACAGAGGACAGGAAGAAGCUCAGGGAUUAUGGCAUCCGGAAUCGAGAUGAGGUUUCCUUUAUCAAGAAGCUUCGGCCAAAGUAAACACCCCAGGCACAGCAAUCUGACCUCUCCCAGCAAGAUGGCGCCUUCCUCUUGUCCUCACAGGUAGCUGCAUCACUGGAAUGCCCAGAUGGAGCUGGCAGCGUUGAGCCCUGAGGCCCUCGGAACAUAGAAAAUUCCUCUGCCUUUUGUUUUCCUUUAAACGUGGCCUGAAGGUCCUAUGUGGUUGUGGGCCUGGCCUACAGAAUAAACCUAUUUGCUUUGUAUCUUGUAAAAAAUCAAAAAGCCAUAGU